Messenger RNA from Panicum hallii, 2341 nucleotides. Its product is annotated as protein EMBRYO SAC DEVELOPMENT ARREST 30. Gene Ontology annotation, cellular component: Golgi apparatus; cytoplasm. The transcript has 10 exons. The record is from RefSeq and is a predicted model, not a curated record. NCBI's taxonomy places the organism in Eukaryota, Viridiplantae, Streptophyta, Magnoliopsida, Poales, Poaceae. The coding region runs from base 1 to 1965 and encodes 654 amino acids.
AUGCUGCUCAAAAGCAAGUUUAAGUUGGCCACAGCCAUUGGCAUCAUGCUCUCGAUGCUAUCGCUGCUCGUGCACCUUUUUCUUGCAAAUUAUUCAGCUGGGGGCAUUACAAAGUACAGCAUGCAUAUGGAUGAUGUCCUUCCAUUUGGACCGAGGCCUCGCCCACGGAGAUUGUGGGGUCCAUUGCGCAAACUUGAUCACUUGCAUCCUUUUGCAAAACCUAGCAAAACAUAUGCUGCUCCCAGUCAGCAUAAUGGUUUUAUUUAUGCAAAGAUAUAUGGUGGCUUUGAGAAGAUACAGUCUUCAAUCUGUGACCUUGUUGCCGUUGCCAGGCUCUUAAAUGCUACCCUGGUUAUUCCUGAGAUACAAGCAACAACUCGUGCAAAAGGCAUCAGUCCAAAGUUCAAAAGCUUUUCUUACCUAUAUGAUGAAGAUCAUUUCAUAGAUGCACUUUCCAAUGAUGUGGCUAUUGUGCGUGGCUUGCCAAAGGAUCUCAGAGAGGCUAGAAAAAAGAUAAAAUUUCCCACAGUAUCUCCUAGGAAUUCUGCCACUCCAGAGUACUACAUGACAGAAGUAUUACCCAGACUUGUAAAAUCAAAAGUUAUUGGGAUAAUUGUUAAUGGAGGUAAUUGUCUUAAGUCAAUUCUCCCUGCAAACCUGGAGGAAUUUCAGAAGCUUAGAUGCAGGGUAGCCUUCCAUGCUCUAAGGUUGCGCCCUCAAAUUCAGGCUCUUGGGAGCCAGAUAGUAGGAAGGUUGCGAGCAUCCGGCCAUCCUUAUCUGGCAUAUCACCCAGGAUUGCUAAGAGAUACUCUAGCUUUUCAUGGUUGUGCUGAACUAUUCCAGGAUAUUCAUACGGAGCUUAUUCAGUCUAGAAGGAAUCAGAUGAUUAAACGAGGAACGGUAAAGGAACAACUAACAGUUGAUUCAGUGUCCAGGAAGAUGGCUGGUUCGUGUCCACUCAUGCCAGAAGAGGUUGGACUUCUACUUCAAGCAUUAGGUUACCCACCUACAACAAUAAUAUUCUUGGCUGGUUCUGAGACUUUUGGUGGACAGAGAAUGCUUAUUCCUCUACGAGCUAUGUUUGCUAACCUAGUUGACCGCACUUCACUAUGUAGUCAGAAGGAGCUGUCUGAUUUAGUUGGGCCAGAAGAACCCCUAACCUCAGAUUUGCCUCAUCCCCCACCUCCCAAGAGUGAAAAACAACUCAUUGAAGAAUGGAAGAGAGCAGGGCCUCGUCCAAGACCACUGCCUCCACCUCCUGCAAGGCCAUUCUAUGCCCAUGAGAAGGAAGGCUGGUAUGGUUGGAUUGGUGAGAAUGACACAGAACCAGAUGCUUCUCCAAUUGAAUUCAGGAGGCAAGCGCACCGGUUGCUCUGGGAUGCGCUUGAUUAUUUUGUUUCUGUUGAAGCUGAUGCCUUCUUCCCUGGGUUUCACAAUGAUGGGAGUGGUUGGCCGGACUGCUCAAGUUUGAUCAUGGGGCACAGGUUAUACCAGUCACCUUCUGGUAUUACCUACAGGCCUGACAGAAAGAUUGUUGCCGCGCUGUUUGAAGAUGUUAGUGAUCAUCGGUAUCAUCCACCACGGAAUUGGACAAUUGCUGCACGUGAGCACCUCAACAGAAGUGCAGGUGUGGAAGGCAUCGUGUUAUCAGCUACGUUGUCAAGACCUGUAUCUUUUCUCGCGCACCCAUUGCCAGAGUGCUCUUGCAGAACACCAAAAUCACCUGCUGUUCAACCAGUGAAAAGCAGCAAUGGCAGACUCCUAUUUGGAGGUGAGGAAGAGUGUCCAGAUUGGAUGGUGCGCAGCCUGGCAAUGGCUUCUGCCAAAAAUAGUGAACCUCAAAAUGAGGACUAUGAAGAUGAAUUGCCUGAAGAUGACUCUAGCCUGGACACGCAGCACGAAUCUGACAGAAGCGACGUGAAUAAAUCUUCAGAGCAAGAUGAAGAGAUGGAUCCAGAUGAUUAGAGAGAUGUGGAGCAUAGAUGUAUGGCGCGCCUUUUAACCGCUAUCAGCUCCAGGUUGCAAUACGAGCAUCCACUCCAAGAAUGUCCUCCUGGACCAGCGGGCAUCAUCUUGCAUUGCAGCAACACAUCAGCAUCUGGAAUACUCCCAGGAUGACAAGAUCGUCGAUAUAGGGAGCUUGCCUGGAUUAUGCUCUGUUUGCGACCAGGCUUCGAUACAAAACUAACACUUUGUUCUCUUCUUCCUUCUUGUCUCACUCUUUUUUUUUGGGUUUACAUUUUUGUGGGUACAGCCCAAAGAAAUUGUUUCUGUAAAAAUGUAUGUCAACCGGGAAUACACUAUUUUUGGAGGUGAGUUUGAUAUCUAGCAUUUAAAAUGA